AUGGCACCCAUGGCUGGUGCAUCACCAGUAGCGUUGGCUGCAGCUGUCACUGAUGGAGGUGGGAUGGCUGCUUGUGGUGUCCUCGGUAUGUCUCCUUCGGUCAUUGCUGAGUGGAGCAGCUCCUUCCGCGCACAGAGCGGUCCAACUGCUCCCUUGCAAUUAAACACUUGGAUCCCGGAUCCACCUGCGCUGCGUGACCCGCAGAAGGAACGGAAGAUGCGAGAUUUUCUGCAACGCUUUGGCCCAGAGGUACCGGAAGCUGCCGGGGAUGCGAAGGUGGUGGAUUUCGAGGCACAGGUGGCAGCCAUGAUUGAGGCCAAGCCCACAGUGAUCUCUUCGAUUAUGGGUCUCUAUCCUCAAGAAGUGGUGAGAAAAAUGAAGGAGCAGAAGAUCAAGUGGUUUGCCGUUGCAACCACGGUCUCGGAGGCCAUUGAAGCAGAGGCUGCUGGAGCUGAUGCCAUUAUUGUCGAUGCCGUGAAGGUCCCGGUGAUCGCGACGGGUGGCAUCGCAGAUGCUCGGCAAGCGGCUGCUGCCUUCGUGUUGGGUGCGUCAGCAGUGCAGAUUGGAACAGGCCUCUUGCGUUGUCCGGAGGCUGGUAUAUCGCGAGUUUGGGCUGAUGCUUUGGGACAAAGCCGACCUGAAGAUACAGCGGCCACUCGCGCCUUUUCAGGACGACUAGGCCGAAGUAUGAAAACUGCGUACGUGCUGGCUUGUCAGCAAGAAGAGGCGCCAGAGCCUGCUCCUUACCCUGUGCAACGUGGACUCACCACACCGAUGAGAACUCAAGCGGCAAAGACGGAGAAGCUUGAUGGUAUGAUGGCAUGGGCCGGACAAUCUGCAGGGCUUGCUUCCGAGAAGUCAGCUCGACAGCUUGUCGCGGAUGUUUGGAUUGGAGCCAUGCAGAUGCUUGAUCCCACUAGUCCCUUGAGCAAGCACUAG
Molecule: messenger RNA, 939 nt
Organism: Durusdinium trenchii
Lineage: Eukaryota; Dinophyceae; Suessiales; Symbiodiniaceae
Source: the annotation of a GenBank genome assembly